UUACAUAGUUUGCCCCUAGUAUUUCUAUAUUAGACAGAUGUGUCAUGCUCAGAGGCUUAGGACUUGUGUCCGGGCGAUAAGGAGCAGUAUUCCGAGGAGAUUUUUUCCUAAUUUGUACUUGCAUUCUUCUUCUGCAGAUUUCACCACAAUGUCGACCAUUUCUGGUCUCGCGAUUCCAUGCAAAGCUGCGGUGGCAUGGGAAGCAGGAAAACCAUUGGUGAUGGAACGAGUGGAGGUAGCUCCCCCACAGGCGAUGGAAGUGAGGAUCAAGGUUAAAUAUACGUCUCUCUGCCACACUGAUCUCUACUUCUGGGAGGCCAAGGGGCAAACUCCUAUUUUCCCCAGAAUUUUUGGCCACGAGGCAGCUGGAAUUGUGGAGAGUGUUGGAGAAGGAGUGACAGACUUGCAAGCAGGGGAUCAUGUGCUUCCAGUAUUCACCGGGGAAUGUGGAGAAUGUGCACACUGCAAGUCCGAGGAGAGCAACAUGUGUGACCUUCUGAGAAUAGAUACAAAUAGAGGAGUGAUGCUGAGUGAUGGAAAAAGUAGGUUCUCCAUUAAUGGCAACCCUAUCAACCACUUUCUAGGCACUUCCACUUUCAGUGAAUACACUGUGGUUCACUCUGGCUGCCUUGCAAAGAUCAACCCUUUGGCACCUAUGGAUAAAGUCUGUGUACUCAGCUGCGGCAUUUCGACUGGAUUGGGAGCAACUCUUAAUGUGGCAAAGCCAAAGAAAGGUUGCUCUGUUGCAGUCUUUGGUCUUGGAACUGUUGGCCUUGCUGCUGCAGAGGGGGCAAGAAUUGCUGGGGCAUCUAGGAUCAUUGGGAUUGACUUGAAUCCAAGUAGAUUUGAAGCAGCCAAGAAAUUUGGAGUGACUGAGUUUAUAAAUCCAAAGGAUUAUGAUAAACCAGUUCAAGAGGUUAUUGCAGAGAUAACAAACGGUGGAGUGGACCGUAGUGUGGAGUGCACUGGAAACAUCAACGCCAUGAUCUCUGCUUUUGAAUGUGUUCAUGAUGGCUGGGGAGUUGCAGUGCUUGUAGGAGUACCCACCAAGGAUGCAGUGUUCAUGACCAAACCAAUCAAUGUGCUAAACGAAAGAACAUUGAAAGGGACCUUCUUUGGGAACUACAAGCCCAGGACAGACCUUCCAUCUAUUGUUGACAUGUACAUGAACAAGAAGUUGGAACUGGAAAAGUUUAUAACACACACAGUUCCAUUCUCUGAGAUUAACAAGGCGUUUGAGUUGAUGUUGAAGGGGGAGGGACUACGCUGUAUCAUUGACAUCGACGAAUAGAAUUUUGAAAUGCAUCAUAUCACUUUAUCCACAGCUAGCUUUGUCUUCUUCGGGUGGAUUAUGUAAUUCUCAUUUUAUGUCACUGAUGUUUGAACUAUCUAGAGCGUGGAAUUAGUAUAAUAUUUUUGCAAAAUGGAAAAGAAAAAAGAACUGAGUAAGAAUAGAGAAAAUAAAUAAGUUUUCCAUGUUCAAGAAUUA
This is a messenger RNA of Prosopis cineraria, 1489 nucleotides long. RefSeq names its product alcohol dehydrogenase 2-like. The transcript is spliced from 9 exons. Lineage: Eukaryota; Viridiplantae; Streptophyta; Magnoliopsida; Fabales; Fabaceae. Gene Ontology annotation, biological process: formaldehyde catabolic process. Gene Ontology annotation, molecular function: zinc ion binding; S-(hydroxymethyl)glutathione dehydrogenase [NAD(P)+] activity. Gene Ontology annotation, cellular component: cytosol. The record is from RefSeq and is a predicted model, not a curated record. Bases 38 to 1291 code for a protein of 417 amino acids.